AUGAGACAGGUGGAAUUCAAAGUGGUUGAUGUGGAACCAGAAGAAUACGGUGUUGUUGCCCAAGAUACUGUCAUACACUGGGAAGGUGAACCUAUCGAUAGAGAAGAUGAAGAAAAUAGUAUGAAUGAUGUUGGUUACGAUGAUAUUGGUGGUUGUCGUAAACAAAUGGCCCAAAUUAGAGAAAUGGUGGAGUUACCACUGAGACACCCUCAAUUGUUCAAAGCCAUUGGUAUUAAACCACCAAGAGGUGUUCUUAUGUAUGGUCCACCUGGUACGGGUAAGACUUUGAUGGCCAGAGCUGUGGCUAAUGAAACUGGUGCCUUUUUCUUUUUGAUUAAUGGUCCGGAAGUGAUGUCAAAGAUGGCCGGUGAAUCAGAAUCCAAUUUAAGAAAGGCAUUUGAAGAAGCUGAAAAAAAUGCUCCUGCUAUUAUUUUUAUUGAUGAAAUCGAUUCCAUUGCACCCAAGAGAGAUAAGACCAAUGGUGAAGUGGAGAGAAGAGUUGUUUCCCAAUUGUUGACUUUAAUGGACGGUAUGAAAUCAAGAUCAAAUGUUGUCGUCAUUGCAGCAACGAAUAGACCAAAUGCCAUUGAUCCAGCAUUGAGAAGAUUUGGUAGAUUUGAUAGAGAAGUGGACAUUGGUAUCCCUGAUGCUGUGGGUCGUCUUGAAAUUUUGAGAAUUCAUACAAAGAAUAUGAAAUUGGCUGAUGAUGUUGAUUUAGAAUAUUUAGCCAAUGAGACUCAUGGUUAUGUUGGUUCUGAUGUUGCGUCAUUAUGUUCUGAGGCAGCCAUGCAACAAAUUAGAGAAAAGAUGGAUUUGAUUGAUUUAGAAGAAGAUGAAAUUGAUGCAGAAGUAUUAGAUUCAUUAGGUGUCACUAUGGAUAAUUUCAAAUUUGCUCUCGGUAAUUCCAACCCUUCAGCAUUACGUGAAACUGUGGUAGAGAGUGUCAAUGUUACUUGGGAAGAUAUCGGUGGUCUUGAUGAGAUUAAGCAAGAACUAAAGGAAACUGUAGAAUAUCCUGUGCUACAUCCCGAUCAAUAUACGAAGUUUGGUCUUGCUCCCUCUAAGGGUGUGCUGUUUUAUGGGCCACCUGGUACAGGUAAGACUCUUUUAGCCAAGGCAGUGGCCACAGAAGUCUCUGCUAAUUUUAUAUCUGUUAAGGGUCCUGAAUUAUUAAGUAUGUGGUACGGUGAAUCUGAAUCCAAUAUUCGUGAUAUAUUUGACAAGGCCAGAGCUGCAGCUCCUACGGUGGUGUUUUUGGAUGAAUUAGAUUCCAUUGCAAAAGCAAGAGGUGGGUCCAUGGGUGAAGGUGGUGCCUCAGAUAGAGUGGUGAAUCAAUUAUUGACUGAAAUGGAUGGUAUGAAUGCGAAGAAGAAUGUCUUUGUCAUAGGUGCCACAAACAGACCUGAUCAAAUUGAUCCUGCUAUCUUGAGACCGGGGAGAUUAGACCAAUUGAUUUACGUUCCAUUACCCGAUGAAGUGGCCAGAUUGUCCAUCUUGCAUGCACAAUUGAGAAAUACACCUUUGGAACCCGGUUUGGACUUGUCUUUGAUUGCCAAGGCUUCACAGGGGUUCUCAGGUGCUGAUUUAUCAUAUAUUGUACAAAGAGCAGCCAAGUUUGCCAUUAAGGAAUCCAUCGAGGCUCAAGUGGAGAGGACCAAGAGAGAGGAUGCCAAGGCAGAGAGUGAAGGUGAUAUCAAGAUGGAGGGCCAAGAAGCUGAAGAGGAACCCGAGGAGGAUCCUGUUCCAUUUAUAACGAGAGAGCAUUUUUGCCGAGGCAAUGAAAACUGCCAAGAAAUCUGUUUCUGA
Molecule: messenger RNA, 1806 nt
Organism: Naumovozyma castellii
Lineage: Eukaryota; Fungi; Ascomycota; Saccharomycetes; Saccharomycetales; Saccharomycetaceae
Exons: 1
Coding region: 1-1806 (601 amino acids)
Source: RefSeq, a predicted model, not a curated record